AUGAUUAUCCCGGAUGUCAGGCUGGAGUACGUGGGGGAGAUCGCUUCCCUCGUCCUCAAGUUCAAGCCAGACAAGUGGAGCAAACUCACUGGAGCUGAGGAGAACGUGGCCUUGUUCAACGACUUCUUUGAAAAGACAGAUAUCUCCGUGCUGGUGUUGACCCUCAAUGCCGCUGGCUUGAUUGUCCCCUGCCUGGGCUUCCCAGAGUCCCUCAAGUCCAAGGGACUCUAUUUCAUCAAGACAAAGCCCGAAAGCAUCACCAAGGACAACUACAAGGCCCGCCUCCUCUAUGGAGACAUAAGCCCCACACCUGUGGAGCAGCUGAUUGUGACGGUGGAAGAGGUCCUCUACUCUCUGCUGAACCAAAGCGAGAACAUGGCUGGCUGGCCCCGCGUGGUCUCGGAAGAUAUCGUCAAGCAAGUGCACAAGCUGAAGAACGAGAUGUUUGUGAUGGGGGGCAAGAUCAAGGGGAAAACCCUGCUGCCCAUCCCAGAGCACCUGGGGAGUUUGGAUGGCACCCUGGAGUCCAUGGAGAGGAUUCCGUCUUCCCUGGACAACUCGCUCCUGCAUGCUAUCGAGACCAUCAUCAUUGACUGGUCCCACCAAAUCAGAGAUGUGCUAAGCAAAGACUCCUCCCAGGCCCUGCUGGAUGGCCUGCACCCCCUGCCCCGUGUGGAGUUCGAGUUCUGGGAUGCCCGGCUGAUGAACCUCCAAUGCAUCCAUGACCAGCUAAACAGACCCAAAGUGAACAAGAUAGUUGAGAUCCUAGAAAAAUCCAAAAGCUGCUACUGGCCAGCCCUACAAAAUGUCUACACGAAUGUCACUGAGGGGCUGAAGGAGGCCAACGACAUCGUCCUCUACCUGAAACCCCUGCGCAUCCUGCUGGAGGAGAUGGAGCAGGCGGACUUCACACUGCUCCCCACCUACAUUGCCAAGGCCAUGAACACCAUCUGCUUCAUCUGGGCCACCUCUGAGCACUACAACACGCCCUCCAGGGUCAUCGUCAUCCUGCAGGAGUUCUGUAACCAGAUCAUUGAGAUGACACGAACCUUCUUGAGCCCGGACGAGGUGCUGAAGGGCUUGCAGGGGGAGAUAGAGGAGGUCCUGAGUGGCAUCUCGCUGUCCGUGAGCGUCCUGAAGGAGCUCUUGCGCACCUAUGACUACUGCUGUGCAAACAUGAAGCUGUUCUUCAAGGACAAGCCCCCAGUGCCAUGGGAGUUCCCUUCAUCCCUUGCAUUCUCCAGGAUGAAUUCCUUCUUCCAUCGCAUCCAGACCAUCGAGGACCUUUAUAAAACGGCCAUCGAGUUUCUGAAGCUGGAGAAAAUAGAGAUAGGGGGCGUGCGGGGGAACACCCUGGGAAACCUGGUGACCCAGAUCUACGAAGAGGUCUUUGAGCUGGUGAAGGUUUUUGCUGAAUGCAAAUACGACCCCCUGGAUCCCGGAGACUCGAGUUUUGAUGACGAUUACUCCGAUUUUGAGACCAAAAUUCAAGACCUGGACCGGAGGCUGGCCACAAUCUUCUGCCAAGCCUUUGAUGACUGCAAUGCCAUCGAGUCCUCCGCAAAGCUUCUGCACAUGUGCGGGGGCCUCCUGGAGCGGCCUCUGAUCCUCGCCGAGGUGGUGCCCAAGUACUCGGUCAUGCUAGAGAUGUUCAAUACCGAGCUGGACAACGCCAAGCUCCUGUAUGAUGCCCAGAUGGCCGCCUCCGAGGAUGGCAGCAUCCCACCGAUCCACAAAAACAUGCCUCCUGUGGCGGGGCAGCUCAAGUGGAGCCUGGAGCUGCAGGAGCGGCUGGAGGUGUCCAGGAGGCACCUGAAACACAUCGAGCACCCGGUCAUGUCCAGUGUGGAGGCCAAGCUGAUCAGCCAAAAAUAUGACGAGAUGAUGGAGCUGCUGCGGGGCUACCGUGAGAAGAUCUACCAGCAGUGGGUGGAGCGGGUGGACCAGGACUGCCACUUCAACCUGGGGCAGCCACUCAUCCAGCGAGACCCCGCGACCAGCCUCAUCCACGUUAACUUCAGCAAAGCGUUGGUGGCAGUCCUGAGAGAAGUGAAGUAUUUGAACUUCCAGCAGCAGAAAGAGAUUCCAAGCAGCGCCGAGAAGCUCUUCUCAGACAAUGAAACCUUCCGGAAGUUUGUGGGCAACUUGGAGCUCAUUGUUGGCUGGUAUAACGAGAUAAAGAGAACCGUGAUGGAAGUGGAGUUUCCACUGAUAAAGUCAGAACUGGAAGCAAUUGACGUCCGACUGCUGACUGCCGAGACUACAUUGUUCUGGAAUGGGGAAGAUGUGUUUCAAUAUAUUCAAGAGAUGCGGGAAAUUCUCUAUAACCUGCAGAACAGGAUGCAAAAAGCCAAGCAAAACAUAGAGGGGAUCACCCAGGCCAUGAAGGACUGGUCGGCCAACCCCUUGUUUGAGAGGAAAGACAACAAAAAGGAGGCUCUAUUGGACCUGGAUGGAAGGGUGGCCAACCUGAACAAGCGUUACACAGCUGUCAAGGACGCCGGUGUGAGAAUCCAAGCUAUGGUUGCGGAAAACGCUGAGCUGUUCCGAGCAGACACGAGCAGCCAGUCCUGGAAGGACUACGUCAACUACAUUGACAACGUGGUCUUAGACGAGUUUGACCAUUUCAUCCACAAAUCUCUGCGGUACCUAACGGACAACAUGACGAUGGAUGAGAGCAUCGCACCCCUGUUUGAGAUCCGCAUGGAGCUGGAUGAGGAAGGGCUGACCUUCAACCCGUCGCUAGAGAUAGGCGAAGAGGAUGGCUUCUUGACGCUGAUCGAGGGCUUGAUCAACGACAUCUACAAUGUGGCCAGGCUCAUUCCCCGGCUGGCCAAGGGCAGGAUGAACUACAAGUCGGACCUAGAGGACAUGGCAGAGCUCAUAGAGAUGAGGGACGAGCUGUCCAACCUGGUCAUCGGUGCCAUGAAGGAGGCCGAGGAGUACGAGGAUUCCUUUGAGAAGUACUCCUACCUCUGGGUGGACGACCUCCAAGAGUUCAUGAAGAACUUCCUAAUUUUUGGACACGCACCUACCGCUGAAGAACUGGACGCCAGGACAGAUGAAACCAUCCCUAAGAUACCACCGACCCUGGCUCAGUUCCAGCAGCAGAUCGACUCCUACGAGAAGCUGUACGAGGAGGUGACCAAAUGCGAGAACUCCAAGGUGUUCCUGGGCUGGCUGCAGUGCGACUGCCGCCCGUUCAAGCAGGCCCUGCUGAACACCAUCAAGCGCUGGAGCUUCCUGUUCAAGCGGCACCUCAGCAACCACGUCAUCAACAGCCUUGCCGAGCUGGAAGAGUUCAUGAACGUCACGCGGACGGGCCUAAAGAAGCCACUCCAGGAGGGGGACUAUGAUGGGCUCGUGGAGAUGAUGGGGCACUUGAUGAAGGUCAAGGACAGGCAGGCGGCAACAGACAGCAUGUUCGAGCCCCUGAAGCAGACCAUUGAGUUGCUCAAGACCUAUGGAGAGGAGAUGCCGGAGGAGAUCUACCUGAAGCUGCAGGAGCUGCCUGAGAAGUGGACAAACACCAAGAAACUGGCCAUUCAGGUGAAGCAGAACGUGGCUCCCCUCCAGGCCAACGAGGUCAACAUCCUGCGGCGGAAGUGCCAGCAAUUCGAGAUCAAGCAGCAUGAGUUCAGAGAGAAGUUCAGACGAGAUGCUCCGUUCUCCUUCAGUGACCCCGACCCCUACAAGUCCCUGAAUAAGCAACAAAAGAGCAUCGUGAGCAUGGAGGCCGUCAUGGAGGCCCUGUGCAAGUCGGCAGGCCUGUUCGAGGUCACGGUCCCAGACUACAAGCAGCUCAAAGCCUGCCACAGGGAGGUCCGCCUGCUGAAGGAGCUCUGGGACAUGAUCGUCAUGGUUAACACCAGCAUUGAUGACUGGAAGACCACCAAGUGGAAGGAUAUCAAUGUGGAGCAGAUGGACAUUGACUGUAAGAAGUUUGCCAAGGAUGUGAGGUCCCUAGACAAGGAGAUGAAGACCUGGGACGCCUUCGUGGGACUCGAUAACACCGUGAAAAACAUGAUCACGUCCCUGCGCGCCGUGAGUGAGCUGCAGAACCCCGCCAUCCGGGACCGUCACUGGCAGCAGCUCAUGCAGGCCACGCAGGUGAAGUUUGAAAUGUCCGACGAGACCACCCUGGCAGACCUGCUGCAGCUGAACCUGCACAAGUACGAGGACGAGGUCCGCAACAUCGUGGACAAGGCGGUGAAGGAGUCUGGGAUGGAGAAGGUCCUGAAAGCUCUGGAUAGCACCUGGACCACCAUGGAAUUUGAGCACGAGCCCCACCCGCGGACGGGCAUCAUGAUGCUGAAGUCGGACGAGGUGCUGGUGGAGACCCUGGAGGACAACCAGGUGCAGCUGCAGAACCUGAUGAUGUCCAAGUACCUGUCCCACUUCCUGAAGGAGGUGACCAGCUGGCAGCAGAAGCUGUCCACCGCGGACUCUGUCAUCUCCAUCUGGUUUGAGGUCCAGAGAACCUGGAGCCACCUGGAGAGCAUAUUCAUCGGCUCCGAAGACAUCCGAGCGCAGCUCCCCGAGGACUCCCAACGCUUCGACACCAUCGACCAGGAAUUCAAGGCCUUGAUGGAAGAUGCCGUGAAAACUCCAAACGUCGUGAAGGCCACCAACAAACCAGGUCUCUAUGAUAAACUUGAGGUGCUCAAGAAGAGCCUGUCCGUGUGCGAAAAGGCCUUGGCAGAAUAUUUAGAGACAAAGAGACUGGCUUUCCCAAGGUUCUAUUUUGUCUCCGCGGCUGACCUGCUGGACAUCCUGUCCAAUGGAAACGACCCUGUAGAGGUGAGCCGCCACCUGUCCAAACUCUUCGACAGCCUGUGCAAACUGAAGUUCCGACUGGAUGCCACGGAGAAACCGCUCAAGAUCGGCCUGGGCAUGUACAGCAAGGAGGACGAGUUCGUGGACUUUGAUCAGGAAUGCGACCUCUCAGGCCAGGUGGAAGUCUGGCUGAACCGGGUGCUGGACCGAAUGUGCGCCACGCUGAGGCACGAAAUCCCAGAAGCCGUGGUGACCUAUGAGGAGAAGCCUAGGGAGCAGUGGAUCUUUGACUACCCAGCCCAGGUGGCGCUGACGUGUACACAGAUCUGGUGGACCACCGAGGUGGGCCUGGCGUUUGCGCGGCUGGAGGAAGGAUAUGAAAACGCUAUCAAAGACUACAACAAAAAGCAGAUCAGCCAGCUGAACGCGCUCAUCACCCUUCUUAUUGGAAACCUGAGCCCUGGCGACAGGAUGAAGAUCAUGACCAUCUGCACCAUCGACGUGCACGCUCGGGACGUGGUGGCCAAGAUGAUCACUGCCAAGGUGGAGAGCUCGCAGGCCUUCACGUGGCAGUCACAGCUGCGGCACCGCUGGGACGAGGAGAAGAAACAUUGCUUCGCCAACAUCUGUGACGCCCAGAUCCAGUAUUCCUAUGAGUAUCUGGGCAACACGCCGAGGCUGGUCAUCACGCCGCUCACGGACAGGUGCUACAUCACGCUCACCCAGUCCCUCCACCUGAUCAUGGGCGGAGCCCCUGCAGGCCCUGCUGGUACCGGCAAAACCGAGACAACCAAAGACCUGGGCAGAGCCCUGGGCACCAUGGUGUAUGUCUUCAACUGCUCCGAGCAAAUGGACUAUAAGUCGUGCGGAAACAUCUACAAGGGCCUGGCCCAGACCGGAGCCUGGGGCUGCUUCGAUGAGUUUAAUCGGAUCUCCGUGGAAGUCCUGUCUGUGAUCGCUGUGCAGGUAAAAUGUGUUCAAGAUGCAAUCCGGGCCAAGAAGAAGAGCUUCAGCUUCCUGGGGGAGAUGAUACGGCUCAUCCCCACCGUGGGCAUCUUCAUCACCAUGAACCCUGGGUACGCUGGGCGCACGGAGCUGCCUGAGAACCUGAAAGCUCUAUUCAGGCCCUGCGCCAUGGUUGUCCCCGACUUUGAGCUCAUCUGUGAGAUCAUGUUGGUGGCCGAGGGCUUCCUGGACGCCCGCCUGUUGGCCCGGAAGUUCAUCACUCUCUACACCCUGUGCAAAGAGCUGCUCUCCAAACAGGAUCACUAUGACUGGGGCUUGCGGGCCAUCAAGUCUGUGCUGGUGGUAGCUGGCUCCCUGAAGAGAGGGGACCCCACCCGGGCAGAGGACCAGGUGCUCAUGAGGGCACUAAGAGACUUCAACAUCCCCAAGAUUGUGACCGAUGACCUGCCAGUGUUCAUGGGCUUAAUUGGGGACCUCUUCCCGGCCCUGGACGUUCCUCGGAAACGAGACUUGAAUUUUGAGAAGAUCAUCAAGCAGAGCAUCGUGGAGCUCAAGCUGCAGGCUGAGGACAGCUUCGUGCUGAAGGUGGUGCAGCUGGAGGAGCUGCUGCAAGUGCGCCACUCGGUGUUUGUCAUUGGGAACGCAGGCAGCGGCAAGUCCCAGGUGCUCAAGUCCCUCAACAAGACCUAUCAGAACCUGAAGAGGAAGCCAGUGGCCGUGGACCUGGACCCCAAGGCUGUCACCUGUGAUGAGCUAUUCGGCAUCAUCAACCCGGCCACCAGGGAGUGGAAAGACGGUCUGUUCUCUACCAUCAUGAGGGACCUUGCCAACAUCACGCACGAUGGCCCCAAGUGGAUCGUCCUGGACGGGGACAUAGACCCCAUGUGGAUCGAGUCCCUCAACACGGUCAUGGAUGACAACAAGGUUCUCACACUGGCCAGCAAUGAGCGAAUCCCCUUGAACCGCACCAUGAGGCUGGUGUUUGAGAUCAGUCACCUGAGGACGGCCACCCCAGCCACAGUCUCCAGAGCCGGCAUACUCUACAUCAACCCCGCUGAUCUAGGAUGGAACCCGGUGGUGAGCAGCUGGAUCGAGAGGCGCAAGGUGCAGUCCGAGAAGGCUAACCUGAUCAUCCUCUUCGACAAGUACCUGCCCACGUGCCUGGACAAGCUGCGCGUGGGCUUCAAGAGGAUCACGCCGGUUCCCGAGAUCACUGUCAUCCAGACCGUCCUGAACCUGCUGGAGUGUUUACUCACGGAGAGGAACACGCCGCCCGACUCCCCCAAGGAGCUGUACGAGCUCUAUUUCGUGUUCGCCUGCUUCUGGGCUUUUGGUGGCGCCAUGUUCCAGGACCAGCUCAUCGAUUAUCGAGUCGAAUUCAGCAAAUGGUGGGUCAACGAGUUUAAAACCAUCAAGUUGCCCUCACAGGGGACAAUUUUUGACUACUUCAUCGACCCUGACACAAAGAAGUUCCUGCCGUGGACAGAUAAAGUGCCCGCCUUUGAACUGGAUCCUGAUGUCCCGCUGCAGGCCUCUCUGGUUCACACCACGGAAACCAUGCGCAUUCGAUACUUUAUGGACCUGCUCAUGGAGAAAUCGUGGCCGGUGAUGCUGGUGGGGAACGCAGGCACGGGCAAGUCAGUGCUGAUGGGGGACAAGCUGGACAGCCUGAGCACUGACGAAUACCUGGUGCAGGCUGUGCCCUUCAACUUCUACACGACCUCAGCCAUGCUGCAGGGAGUGCUGGAGAAACCUCUGGAAAAGAAGUCGGGGAGGAAUUACGGGCCACCCGGCACCAAGAAGCUGAUCUACUUCAUCGACGACAUGAACAUGCCUGAGGUGGACAAGUACGGGACGGUGGCCCCGCACACCCUCAUCCGCCAGCACAUGGACCACGGGCACUGGUAUGACAGGCAGAGGCUGACAUUAAAGGACGUCCACAACUGUCAGUAUGUGGCGUGCAUGAACCCCACAUCUGGCUCCUUCACCAUUGACCCCAGACUACAGCGCCACUUCUGUGUGUUCGCCGUGAGCUUCCCCGGCCAAGAGGCCCUCACGACCAUCUACAACACGAUCCUGUCGCAGCACCUGUCCUACCGCUCGGUGCCCAUGGUGGUUCAGAGGCUGAGCAACCAGCUGGUGGCCUCAGCCCUGGCCUUGCAUCAGAAAAUCGCAGCAACGUUCCUUCCCACGGCCAUUAAGUUUCAUUACAUCUUCAACCUCAGGGACCUCUCCAAUAUUUUCCAGGGCAUUUUGUUUUCCACAACAGAGAUUCUGAAAACCCCAUUGGACCUCGUCCGCCUGUGGCUUCAUGAGGCUGAACGGGUGUACGGGGACAAGAUGGUCGAUGAAAAAGAUCAGGAGACACUGCGCCGAGUCACCAUUGCUUCCACCAAGAAAUUCUUUGAUGAUCUUGGUGAAGAACUCUUAUUUGCCAAGCCGAACAUCUUCUGCCACUUUGCCCAAGGAAUCGGCGACCCCAAGUACUUCUCUGUCACAGACGUGGCUCAGCUGAACAAGCUCCUUGUAGAUGUCCUUGAUAGUUACAAUGAAGUCAACGCGGUCAUGAAUUUGGUGCUGUUUGAAGAUGCCGUGGCUCACAUCUGCAGGAUCAACCGCAUCCUGGAGUCGCCCCGUGGAAACGCCCUGCUGGUGGGCGUGGGUGGCAGCGGGAAGCAGAGCCUCUCUCGCCUGGCCGCAUACAUCAGUGCCCUGGAUGUGUUCCAGAUCACCCUCAAGAAAGGCUACGGGGUCACAGACCUCAAGAUCGACCUGGCCGCCCAGUACAUCAAGGCCGCAGUGAAGAAUGUGCCCUCUGUGUUCCUGAUGACGGACUCACAGGUGGCGGAGGAGCAGUUCCUGGUGCUCAUCAAUGACCUGCUGGCCUCGGGGGAGAUCCCGGGGCUGUUUGCAGACGACGAGCUGGAGAACAUCAUCUCCUCCAUGCGGCCGCAGGUGAAGGGCAUGGGCUUGUCGGACACCCGGGAGGCAUGCUGGAAGUUCUUCAUCGAUAGAGUGCGCAAGCAGCUCAAGGUGAUUCUGUGUUUCUCCCCUGUGGGCUCCGUCCUGCGUGUGCGAGCCAGGAAGUUUCCUGCCGUGGUCAACUGCACAGCCAUCAACUGGUUCCAUGAGUGGCCUGAGGACGCUCUGGUGUCUGUCAGCGCUCGCUUCCUGCAGGAGACAGAGGGCAUCCAGCCCGAGGUCAAGCACUCCAUCAGCCUCUUCAUGGCCUACGUGCACACCACUGUCAACGAGAUGUCCAAGGUGUACCUGGCCAUCGAGAGGCGCUACAAUUACACCACGCCCAAGACCUUUCUGGAGCAGAUCAAGCUCUACCAGAGCCUGCUGGCCAAGAAGCGGAUGGAGCUGGUGGCCAAAAUCGAGCGGCUGGAGAACGGCCUGAUGAAACUACAGAGCACGGCUUCCCAGGUAGACGACUUAAAGGCCAAGCUGGCGAUCCAGGAAACCGAGCUGAAGCAGAAGAACGAGAACGCAGACAAGCUGAUCCAGGUGGUAGGCGUGGAGACCGAGAAGGUCAGCAAAGAGAAAGCCAUUGCGGACGAGGAGGAGAUCAAGGUCGAGGUCAUCAACAAGAAUGUCACUGAGAAGCAAAAGGCUUGUGAAACGGACCUGGCCAAGGCAGAGCCCGCCCUGCUGGCCGCCCAGGAGGCCCUGGACACCCUGAACAAGAACAACCUGACCGAGCUGAAGUCCUUCGGGUCCCCCCCGGACGCUGUGGUCAAUGUUACGGCGGCCGUCAUGAUUCUGACCGCGCCUGGGGGCAAGAUCCCCAAGGACAAGAGCUGGAAGGCCGCGAAGAUCAUGAUGGGCAAGGUGGACACGUUCCUGGACUCGCUAAAGAAGUUUGACAAGGAGCACAUCCCCGAGGCCUGCCUGAAGGCCUUCAAGCCCUACCAAGGCAACCCCACCUUCGACCCUGAGUUCAUCCGCUCCAAGUCCACGGCCGCCGCGGGUCUGUGCUCCUGGUGCAUUAACAUAGUGCGUUUCUACGAGGUGUACUGCGACGUGGCCCCCAAGAGGCAGGCGCUGGAGGAGGCCAAUGCUGAGCUGGCAGAGGCCCAGGACAAGCUGUCCCGGAUCAAAAACAAGAUUGCGGAACUCAAUGCCAACCUCAGCAAUCUGACCUCAGCAUUUGAAAAAGCAACAGCUGAGAAAAUCAAGUGUCAACAGGAGGCCGAUGCCACAAAUCACGUGAUCUCAUUGGCUAACAGGCUGGUGGGCGGCCUGGCAUCAGAAAACGUGCGCUGGGCUGAAUCGGUGGAGAACUUCAAAUGCCAGGGGAUCACCCUGUGUGGGGACGUCCUGCUCAUCUCCGCCUUUGUUUCCUACGUGGGUUACUUUACCAAGAAGUACCGAAACGAGCUGAUGGAAAAGUUUUGGAUCCCUUACAUCAAUAAGUUACAGGUCCCCAUUCCCAUCACAGAGGGCCUGGACCCCUUGACUCUGCUGACAGACGAUGCGGACGUGGCCUCCUGGAACAACCAGGGUCUACCCAGUGACCGCAUGUCCACUGAGAAUGCCACCAUCUUGUGCAACACAGAGCGCUGGCCCCUGAUCGUGGACGCCCAGCUUCAGGGGAUCAAGUGGAUCAAAAACAAAUACGGCAACGAGCUGAAGGCCAUCCGCCUGGGGCAGAAGAGCUACCUGGACAUUAUCGAGCAGGCCAUUUCAGAGGGGGACAUCCUACUCAUCGAGAACAUCGGCGAGACUGUGGACCCUGUGCUGGACCCGCUGCUGGGCAGGAACACGAUCAAAAAGGGGAGGUACAUUAAGAUUGGAGACAAGGAGGUGGAGUACCACCCCAACUUCCGCCUGAUCCUUCACACAAAGUACUUUAACCCCCACUACAAGCCUGAGAUGCAGGCGCAGUGCACCCUCAUCAACUUCCUGGUCACCAGGGACGGGCUUGAGGACCAACUCCUGGCCGCAGUGGUGGCCAAAGAGCGCCCAGACCUCGAGCAGCUAAAGGCGAGCCUCACGAAGUCUCAGAACGAAUUCAAGAUUGUUCUGAAGGAACUGGAAGACUCCCUCCUGGCUCGGCUGUCAGCUGCAUCGGGGAACUUUCUGGGAGACACGGCCUUGGUGGAAAACCUGGAGACCACCAAGCACACAGCCAGUGAGAUCGAGGAGAAGGUCCAAGAAGCAAAAAUCACUGAAGCGAAAAUCAACGAGGCGAGGGAGAACUAUCGGCCUGCUGCGGCCCGGGCCUCCCUGCUCUACUUCAUCCUGAACGAUCUCAACAAGAUCAACCCUAUCUACCAGUUCUCACUCAAGGCCUUCAACGUGGUGUUCGAGAAAGCCAUCCAGAAGACCGCCCCCGCCGACGAGGUGAAGCAGCGGGUGACCAACCUGACGGAUGAGAUCACCUACUCCGUGUACGUGUACACGGCCCGGGGGCUCUUCGAGCGGGACAAGCUCAUCUUCCUGGCACAAGUCACGUUCCAGGUCUUAUCCAUGAAGAAGGAGCUGAACGCCACAGAGCUGGACUUCCUCCUGCGGUUCCCUUUCAAGGCCGGCGUCGUGUCACCCGUGGACUUUCUGCAGCACCAGAGCUGGGGCGGGAUCAAGGCCCUGGCAGAGAUGGACGAGUUCAAAAACCUGGACAGCGACAUCGAAGGUUCUGCCAAGCGGUGGAAGAAGCUGGUGGAGUCAGAGGCCCCAGAGAAGGAGAUCUUCCCGAAGGAGUGGAAAAACAAGACCGCGCUGCAGAAGCUCUGCAUGGUUCGCUGCAUGAGGCCUGACCGCAUGACCUAUGCCGUCAAGAACUUUGUGGAGGAGAAGAUGGGGAGCAAGUUCGUGGAAGGCCGGAGCGUGGAGUUCUCCAAGUCCUACGAGGAGAGCAGCCCCUCCACGCCAAUCUUCUUCAUCCUGUCCCCUGGGGUUGACCCCCUCAAAGACGUGGAAGCCCUGGGGAAAAGGCUGGGGUUUACCAUAGACAAUGGGAAACUCCAUAACGUGUCCCUGGGGCAGGGGCAAGAGGUGGUGGCCGAGAAUGCUCUGGAUGUGGCUGCGGAGAACGGGCACUGGGUCAUUCUACAGAACAUCCACCUGGUGGCCCGCUGGCUGAGCACCCUGGACAAGAAGGUGGAACGCUACAGCACGGGCAGCCACCCCGACUACCGCGUGUUCAUCAGUGCGGAGCCCGCCCCCAGUCCUGAGUCACACAUCAUCCCCCAGGGCAUCCUGGAAAAUGCCAUCAAAAUCACCAAUGAGCCGCCCACCGGCAUGCACGCCAACCUGCACAAGGCACUGGAUCUCUUCACUCAGGACACCCUGGAGAUGUGCACCAAGGAGCUAGAGUUCAAGUGCAUCCUGUUUGCCCUGUGCUACUUCCACGCUGUGGUUGCUGAGAGGCGCAAGUUUGGCGCCCAAGGCUGGAACCGGUCGUACCCCUUUAACAACGGGGACCUCACCAUCUCCAUCAACGUCCUCUACAACUACCUGGAAGCCAACCCCAAGGUACCCUGGGAUGACCUCCGCUACCUGUUCGGAGAGAUCAUGUACGGUGGCCACAUCACCGACGACUGGGACCGCCGCCUCUGCAGGACCUACCUGGCAGAAUACGUCAGGGCGGAGAUGUUGGAGGGAGAGGUGCUGCUGGCCCCCGGGUUUCAGAUCCCCCCCAACCUGGACUACAAGGGCUACCAUGAAUACAUUGACGAGAACCUCCCCCCAGAGAGCCCCUAUCUGUACGGCCUGCACCCCAACGCAGAGAUUGGCUUUCUGACAGUCACCUCGGAGAAGCUGUUUCGCACCGUCCUGGAGAUGCAGCCCAAGGAGACAGACUCGGGAGCGGGCACCGGCGUGUCCCGUGAGGAGAAGGUGAAGUCUGUGUUGGAUGACAUCCUCGAGAAGAUUCCAGAGACCUUCAACAUGGCGGAGAUCAUGGCCAAAGCUGCCGAGAAGACCCCCUACGUGGUGGUGGCCUUCCAAGAAUGUGAACGGAUGAACAUCCUCACCAAUGAGAUGCGACGCUCCCUGAAGGAGCUGAACCUGGGCCUGAAGGGGGAACUGACCAUCACAACUGACAUGGAAGACCUGUCCACAGCUCUGUUCUACGAUACCGUACCCGACACAUGGGUGACCCGGGCCUACCCCUCCAUGAUGGGGCUGGCAGCCUGGUAUGCUGAUCUGCUACUUCGCAUCAGGGAGCUUGAGGCCUGGACGACAGACUUCGCCCUGCCCACCACCGUGUGGCUCGCUGGCUUCUUCAACCCCCAGUCAUUCCUCACAGCCAUCAUGCAGUCCAUGGCCAGGAAGAACGAGUGGCCUCUGGACAAGAUGUGUCUGUCUGUGGAAGUGACCAAGAAGAACCGUGAAGACAUGACUGCUCCCCCCCGAGAGGGCUCCUACGUGUAUGGGCUCUUCAUGGAAGGAGCUCGCUGGGACACCCAGACUGGAGUCAUUGCUGAAGCACGGCUGAAGGAUCUGACACCAGUCAUGCCCGUCAUCUUCAUCAAGGCCGUUCCUGUGGACCGAAUGGAGACCAAGAACAUAUAUGAAUGCCCCGUGUAUAAGACACGCAUCCGCGGCCCCACCUACGUGUGGACCUUUAACCUGAAGACCAAAGAGAAGGCGGCCAAAUGGAUCCUGGCGGCCGUGGCGCUGCUCCUGCAGGUGUAG
Jaculus jaculus (lesser Egyptian jerboa) is the source of this 13386-nucleotide messenger RNA. It is a transcript of the gene Dnah17, whose product is annotated as dynein axonemal heavy chain 17. The transcript is spliced from 80 exons. Lineage: Eukaryota; Metazoa; Chordata; Mammalia; Rodentia; Dipodidae. Gene Ontology annotation, molecular function: minus-end-directed microtubule motor activity; dynein intermediate chain binding; dynein light intermediate chain binding. The record is from RefSeq and is a predicted model, not a curated record. Gene Ontology annotation, biological process: microtubule-based movement. Gene Ontology annotation, cellular component: dynein complex. The coding region runs from base 1 to 13386 and encodes 4461 amino acids.